Solanum pennellii is the source of this 1486-nucleotide messenger RNA. Its product is annotated as chitinase 2-like. The transcript has a single exon. The coding region runs from base 458 to 1486 and encodes 342 amino acids. The record is from RefSeq and is a predicted model, not a curated record. Gene Ontology annotation, biological process: carbohydrate metabolic process. NCBI's taxonomy places the organism in Eukaryota, Viridiplantae, Streptophyta, Magnoliopsida, Solanales, Solanaceae.
AAGCGCGAAAUAUUUCUAGGCAGACAGAUUUACCUGGUUUAACUUUCAAUAUCAUGUGAGAAUCAGAUAAAAGUGAGAAAAGCUUCCCAAAAUUGUGCUACUACUAUGUUAUUCAAGUGAAGAACCACCAUUUAGUGUCCAUGCACAAGCCUUUCAAACACCCCGCGUAAUAACUUAUUCCAGCUUAUUCUUUACAAACAAGAAAAAGACACUGCAAUAUCAGCCGUUCAAAUAAUUCAUACCCCACAAGUUCUCAUAAAAACUGUCCAAAUUCGAUCACUUACCUAAGAAGAAACAAUUAAGCCGUCCUUAGAAAUGCCAAGAAAGACAAUGAUUGGCUUCCAGCUGAGACAUAAUAUAUUAAUAAUAUGGAUGCUUACAAAACCAGGUCCUGAAAAGAGACAAAAGUCACAAAAGAACAAAUAGAAUCUAAACCUUAUAGGUAGGGCAGUCGGUAAUGCAUACAACAAAUGCCUUGUUGAAGGAGAAAUAUUUUAAUAGGCAUCUACUUUGGUUAAAUACCAAUAAGAAGUACAAGGGAUCCUUCCAACUACAACAAAUCAUGAAGUCCUUAAAAUUCUGCAUCUCUCUUCUUGUCCUUCAAGCUCUCUUCAACGUUUUCCCUACGAUCGAGGCAGUUCCAGCAUUCUGCCCUGGGGUUUUCAGAGAAUACAUUGGAGCUGAGGGCAAGAAUGUCACAUUCUCUGAUGUCCCAAUUAAUCCAAAUAUUGAGUUUCACUUCCUCCUAUCCUUCGCUAUAGACUACACGAACACAAAAUCACCAGAACCCACUAAUGGUGACUUCCUGGUUUAUUGGGACACUGAUAACCUCACCCCUUCUCAUAUUUCUUCCAUCAAGGCUAAGCAUAAGAACGUUAAGGUAGGAAUGAGUCUUGGUGGUGAUACAGUGAAUGGUAAAAAUGCCACCUUCACUCCUACUUCAAUUACUUCUUGGGUGAGAAAUGCAAUACAUUCAAUCACCAAGAUAGUGAAAGAGUAUAACCUGGAUGCAAUAGAUAUAGAUUAUGAACACUUCAAUGCAGAUCCAGAUACAUUCGCCGAGUGCAUUGGGAGACUGUUGUACUAUCUUAAACAACACAAUGUCGUCACUUACACAUCAAUAGCACCAUAUGCAGAUGAUUCAGUGCAGGUGCACUAUUUAGCACUCUGGAGAAAGUACGGUCAUCUAAUAGACUAUGUCAACUUCCAAUUUUAUGCCUAUGAAAAGGGUACAACCAUUCUUCAGUUCCUACACUACUUUGAAACUCAGAUGUAUAACUAUAAAGGAGGCAAGAUUCUAGUUAGCUUUGGAACUGACAACAGCGGCGGCUUAUCUCCUAGACAUGGAUUCUUUGAUGCAUGCAGCAUACUAAAGAGUCGGGGAACACUUCAUGGUAUCUUUAUUUGGUCUGCAGAUGACUCUAUAAAAGAUCAUUUUCUAUAUGAAAAGCUGUCACAGAACCUCUUAGCAAGUGCAACCGUUUAA